AUGACAGCGGUAGAGAUGGCGGGGGAGGAGGUUGCGGCGGAGGUGAUGGCGGAGGUGAUGGCGGAGGUGAUGGCGGAGGUGAUGGCGGAGCCUCCAUUGCCCGCGGCGAAGUACCGUGCAGUGUUGAAGACAAGCCAGCCUCCCUCGUCACCACGUCAACAAAGAAUCCUUGUCGAAGGCAACGCAGUCACAAGCGCAGCUACACCGCGCCCUCCUCGAAGAAGCCUCUUCGAAGACAGGACAGACACUACGUCCUCAUCAAAGAAUCCUCGUCAAACAUGGCAGCCACUGUCAUUAAAUAAUCCUCGUCAAAAACACGGCAGCCACAACCACAGGCUCGGACACCACGGCGUCCUCCCCGAAGAAACCUCUUCGAAGACAGCACAGGCGCUGCAUCCUCAUCAAAGACCAUCCACGACAGCCGCAGCCAACGCCCGCGCCACCAUCGCGUCCUUAUCAAGGCAUCUUCCUGAAAGGCCCGUCAACUACCGCGCGGCGCGUCAGUGGGACACUGGCGGCACCAACGUUUCAUUA
Molecule: messenger RNA, 534 nt
Organism: Gryllus bimaculatus (two-spotted cricket)
Lineage: Eukaryota; Metazoa; Arthropoda; Insecta; Orthoptera; Gryllidae
Source: the annotation of a GenBank genome assembly